AUGAUUCACUUAAAACAACAGCAUAUUAUUCAACAAUUAACAGCAAAAGAUGCAUUAAUUGAUGCAUUAAUUUCACUCUAUCAUAAUGCAACUAAAUGUCAGCAAAAUGACAAUCUUAACAAAUUCAUUCAACUAUAUAAACCAGUAUACCAUGACAUUUUAAAAUCAAAGCUAUCAAUAAAAGACUUUCAAAUCAUUCAUAAAGACUCAUUUGCAGAAGGUGCGUUCGGAAAAGUAACGAUUGUAAAAAGUAAAGAGAACGACAUAUAUGCCAUGAAGACAUCCAACAAACUAAAACUCAUCAACCAAAUGGACCGCUCAUCACCUAUGGAAGAACGACUUAUUAUGUCUAUCACAACAGACCAAAAUGACCAUUGGUUUCCUAGAUUACAUGCAUCAUUCCAGGAUGAAAAUAACUUGUAUUUGGUUAUGGAGUAUGCUUCAGGAGGCGAUUUGCAAGGUCUUUUGGAAAGAAGGUCAUUCAAACCUUUUACAGAGCAAGAAGCAAAGUUUUACUCUGCCGAAUUAAUAUUGGCCGUAGAACGAUUGCACCAAUUAGGCUAUAUGCAUCGAGAUAUUAAACCAGGCAAUAUCUUUAUUGACAAGACAGGCCAUAUCAAAUUAGGCGACUUAGGUUCUUGCAUUUCGAUUGAUACCAAUGACUAUCUUUUUAUGGUGGGUACAAUGCCAUAUGUUUCACCAGAAAUGUGUGAUUCUGAGGGAAGUAAUCCUGUGGAUGGUCCUGCUUAUGGUCCCGAGGUUGACUGGUGGUCUGUGGGUAUUGUACUUUACGAACUUCUUUAUGGUGAUACUCCUUUUACUGGCACUGAUAUCAAGAUUCAAAUGAGUUUGUUAAACCCAAAGGUAAAAUAUGACAUUUUGUUUUAUUUAUUUAUAUACUUUUAUUUUUAG
This is a messenger RNA of Gilbertella persicaria, 912 nucleotides long. RefSeq names its product kinase-like domain-containing protein. The coding region runs from base 1 to 912 and encodes 303 amino acids. Gene Ontology annotation, biological process: peptidyl-serine phosphorylation; intracellular signal transduction. Lineage: Eukaryota; Fungi; Mucoromycota; Mucoromycetes; Mucorales; Choanephoraceae. The record is from RefSeq and is a predicted model, not a curated record. Gene Ontology annotation, molecular function: ATP binding; protein serine/threonine kinase activity. The transcript is spliced from 3 exons.